Acanthoscelides obtectus is the source of this 1252-nucleotide messenger RNA. The record is from the annotation of a GenBank genome assembly. Lineage: Eukaryota; Metazoa; Arthropoda; Insecta; Coleoptera; Chrysomelidae.
UUUAAAGACGAAGCCAACUUUCUGAUGCAGCGUAUGAUGAACCCAAACUGUCACUUCGAUGUUAGUUUGAAGGUUGAAACAUGAACUGAAAAUUCAAGAUGACAGAAAAAGCAUUUAUAUCAAAAUUUCGUUGUAACACCAAGCAAAUGGAAAAUCAACCAAAAAGGACAGUAAUCAUACCCAAAGGACUUUUAAAUCCCGAAGGUGAAACAGCGAUCAACAUACCAAAAAAUCUCACGCCAGAUGUACCAUUUUUUAUGGUUCCUGCAAAGAAAGGUAUCACGGCACGAGUACUACCAUCAUUCGGUGAUGAGCUAUCUACAACGUAUUACAAGAAGGCAAGCAAAGGCACCUGGACAAAUACAGAAGCCGGAAGAAAAAGGAGAAUAAUGGUCUUGAAAAAUGCCCUGGAUCCUGAUAGAGAUAACGUGAUAUACAUACCUAAGAAUACAAAUCCAAACGCGCUAUUGCUGGUAGGUCCUCCAAAACUUCCAGGAGGCCCGUUGGUUGCUCAAGUACUACCUGACUUCAGAGAUCGUUUAUCAAGUGGCGUUAUACCUCGAGAUCUGACUGCGAUUCCCCAAAAAUGUCAUUUUGAUUACAAAAAGAAGACACAGAAAGAGACAGAACCAGGAGAAAAGCUCGCAAAAAGCGUCGCAAGUGGAAACGCUGUAUUGGAAGAUGGCCAAGGAGAAGAAGGCGAAGAGAUGCCGCAGGAAGAACGCCAUCCGGCAAGCAUCGAAUAUUAUGAGGAUGAUAUAUACGCACAUAACUAUGAUUCUACUCAAUCUGAUUGCCCUGUUAUUCAAGCAGCAAUGCACCGAGUUUAUGACCAAUCUGGACAUCCACAAUCUCAGCAGCAGGAGUACCAAUAUUAUACCCAAGGUCCAGGAUAUCAGCACUAUGAACAGGGAUUCAAUUCCACAACAUCCUGCAGGCUAAGACAAGCACAAAAACAAAAGCAGUAUUAUGAAGAAACUGGGGAAGAACAAGACGGAUCCGAAGAAGACGAUGAGGAAGACGAAGAUGAAGAUGCUGGUGGUUACUAUGAAUGCUGUGCUGAGCAAGAUUAUGACAACAGAAUCUGCUCGGGAGUACCAGCUCCUGGAGAACCACGAUUCUAUUAUUAACUGAUUAGAAGCUUGCAGGGUGUAGGAAGAAGUAUAUUCCAGAGACUGGUUGAAGACAAUGUACAGUAGAUUAUUGUAACUUUUUCAGAAAAAAUAAAUCUCGUUGGACACAAACGUUUGAG